AUGGCACAAGGAAAAGUAGCAAUUAUUAUUUAUUCAUUAUAUCAUCAUGUUUAUGAUUUAGCUUUAGCAGAAAAAGCUGGGAUUGAAGCUGCUGGAGGUAGUGCUGAUAUUUAUCAAGUUGCUGAAACAUUAUCUGAUGAUAUAUUAGCUAAAAUGCAUGCACCUGCUAAACCAGAUAUUCCAAUUGCUACUCAUGAAACUUUAACUCAAUAUGAUGCAUUUUUAUUUGGUAUUCCAACAAGAUUUGGUAAUUUCCCAGCACAAAUUAAAGCAUUUUGGGAUAGAACUGGAGGUUUAUGGGCUAAAAAUGCUUUAAGAGGUAAAUAUGCUGGAGUUUUCGUUUCUACUGGUACUCCAGGAGGUGGACAAGAAACUACAAUUAUUAAUAGUUUAAGUACUUUAGCUCAUCAUGGAAUUAUUUAUGUACCAUUUGGUUAUGGAUAUCCUGGUAUGACUGAUUUAGAAGAAGUUCAUGGUGGUUCUCCAUGGGGAGCUGGUACUUUUGCUUCAGGUAAUGGAUCAAGAAAAGUUACUGAUUUAGAAAAAGCUAUUGCUAAACAACAAGGUGAAGAUUUUUUUAAAACUGUUUUCAAAUGA
Messenger RNA from Candida dubliniensis CD36, 597 nucleotides. It is a transcript of the gene PST1, whose product is annotated as Pst1p. Bases 1 to 597 code for a protein of 198 amino acids. Gene Ontology annotation, molecular function: FMN binding; NAD(P)H dehydrogenase (quinone) activity. The record is from RefSeq and is a predicted model, not a curated record. Lineage: Eukaryota; Fungi; Ascomycota; Pichiomycetes; Serinales; Debaryomycetaceae. The transcript has a single exon.